GGCGGCGGUGGGUGCGCUCGGCUCCGCGCCCCGCGCCCGCCAUGGCAGCCCGUCGUCCCCGGGCCCUGCUCGCCCUCGGCCUGGCCCUGGUCGCCACCGCUACCGCCGCCACCGACCCCUUCUCGCCCCAGCUGGGAGACACCGCCGGGUGCCGCGGGCAGUGCGGCCGCAGCCUGACGCGCAGAGUCGCCGCCGAUGCUGUUCUCAACGCCUGUUACCGGGGCUGCCGGCUGUUCUCCAUCUGUCACUUCGUGGAUGCGAGUGCUGAGCUGAACACAACCAGAGCCGAGUGUGAAGCAGCGUGUGCCGAAGCCUACAGCAACGCAGAGGAGCAGUUUGGCUGCGUGACAGGGUGCCGCAAGCAGCUGCCCGAGGUGGAGAGCAGGAAGGAGAAGAGCCUGGAGCUGAAGGUGCCAUCCUUCUCCGUGUUUGACUUGGUCUCCACCUUCUGCAACGACAUCGUCAGCUCUGCCCAGAGCUUCAUCUCCUCCACCUGGACCUUCUACCUGCAGGCAGAUGAUGGCAAAGUCGUGGUGUUUCAGUCCCAGCCCGAGAUGGAGUUUCCAGUCCCCGAGGUGCCAGAGACGCAGCCGGUGCGGCCAGGACCAGGGUCCAGCCCCCGCAUCCCCCUGCCCCACACAGGCCCCUGGGUGAAGGGGGAGAAGCCCCCAGGGAAGGAGCCACGGGCCAAAGCCAAAGCGCAGCACCCAGACCCGCCGCAGCCGGAGCACGACUUCCUGGGCUGCAUGUCCAAGCGCUCGGGCCUUCCUCGCUGGAUCCUGGCCGCCUGCCUCUUCCUCUCCAUCAUGGUGAUGCUGUGGCUGAGCUGUGCCAGUUUGGUGACUGCUCCUGAGCAGCACGUCAAGACCCAGCCUCUGAGCAUCAACGGGGACAAGGAGUUCCUGGAGGACCUGGACAGCCCCGGCACCUUCCCCCUGCCACCCGUCAUCGCCGUCACCCUGUGCCCCACACACAGCGGGGACGACGCGGGGCCGCUGCCCCUCAAAGUCGACCUGGACAAGACCAUCCUGUAGCAUUCCCACUGCUUCCCAUCACCUCCCUGUCACCAUCCACAUGGCAUCAUCCCCCGUCCCCUGCGGCUGCCCCGUGGCCUCGGCUCCUGAAGGGACACCUCUGGCUCUGGCACAGGGGACACCGAGGGUACAAUCUGCUCUCAGUCGCUGUGGAGGAGGCUCCGGGAGCUGGGCAGUGGCUUUGCCUCCUCCAUUGAUGAGCUGUUUGCUGGGAUCCUGGUCUCCAGUGCUCAAGAGCCAAGAGAGGAGCUGCCAGAGCGAGGAGGCCGGGGGGAGCCCGUCCCCAUGGCGGGGUGGUCUGUCUCCUCCCGACCGGAGCCCCCGGGGCCCCGCAGCCCUCCGGGCACGGCUCCAGCGCUGGGCAGGAGGGAGCCGGCUGUGGUGGGGGAUGGAGAGUGUCUGCAGAGUUCUGGGCUUUGGCUCGGCACAUCCCUGGCCUCCCACCUUGGGCUGAGCCUCCAAGGCGCCGGCCCCGGCCCUGGGAACUCUCCCUUCCGCCGGCCGGAGCCGAUUGCCUCGGGGAGCCGGAACGUGGCGAAUGGAUUUGGCGUUGGCAGCCGGAGAGAGCAGCGCAUGUCCCUGUGCCCACGCAGGGACCCAGCCAGCCCCUUCCCGGAGCUCUGGAGGGGCCCUGGGGUGGCUCCUUCCCCUCCCUGCUCCGUGAUGCUUUGGGGGUGGCUGGCCCCGAUGCCGAUGGGUCGCUGGUGGGACCAAGCAGGGGAUGAGGCAGCGAUUCCCUGCCUGGUGCCCCUGGCUUGUGUCUGAGCUCGGGCAGGAGGUGGGAGCUGCCAGGACGCCUGGUCCUGGGCUCAGCAUCGCUGCCCGAUGCUGGGAGCAGCUCAGCCUGCGGGGCUGUGGCUGAUGGCAGGACCUAAUGGCCACGAGCCUCCGGGCUCACAGUAGUGCCCUGGAAGUGGAGGGACAGCCCUGGGAUCUCCUGGCUAAUCAGGGACCCCCUUGGCUUUUCCCAGCACAGCCCCUCGGCAUAGAGGGGUCCUGUCCCUCAGCCUCUCUGCAGGUCUCUGCUCCCGCAGCCAGGUUUGGUGUGAGCCGAGGCAUCUCCCCAUCUCCUCACCCCCCUAUCUCCUUAUCUCCCCAUCCCCCCAUCCUCCCAUGUCCCCAUCUCAUCCUCCCAUGUCCCCAUCUCAUCCUCCCAUCUCCUCAUCUCCCAUCUUCCCAUCCCCCAUCCCCCCAUCUCCCCAUCUCAUCUCUCCAUCUCCCAUCUCCCCAUCUUGUCUCCCCAUCUCCCAUCUCCCCAUCCCCCAUCUCCCCAUCCCCCCAUCUCAUCUCUCCAUCUCCCAUCUCCCCAUCUUGUCUCCCCAUCUCCCAUCUCCCCAUCCCCCAUCUCCCCAUCCCCCCAUCUCCUGCCCUUCUCCAUCACUUGACUCCGUGUGUUGUUCGUGGUUUGGUUUGCACCAGCAUGUGGUUCAUCAUCCCCCGGCGCCCCGUGGGGACAGCCCUGCGCUGCCACAGCGCUCUCUGCCAUCCCCUCCUCCACCUAACACAUCUGUACAGAUUAACUUAUUACCUGUGACUCCCACCCUUGGGUUUUGGGCUUUCUCCAUGUGCCAGCUGCUCUCCAGUACU
This is a messenger RNA of Colius striatus (speckled mousebird), 2621 nucleotides long. RefSeq names its product transmembrane protein 59 like (gene TMEM59L). The coding region runs from base 42 to 1034 and encodes 330 amino acids. Lineage: Eukaryota; Metazoa; Chordata; Aves; Coliiformes; Coliidae. The transcript has 8 exons. The record is from RefSeq and is a predicted model, not a curated record.